GUCAGAGAGGCGCGCCCGCGGCCAGGGACGCUGGUCUGAGCAUGGGGGCCGCCCGGGAGGUCGAUCCGCCGCCGGCGCAGGACGAGGAGCCCGAGGACGACGAGGAGGAGGAGGCGGCGGCGGCGGGGGCCGACGGGGAGCCUGGGGCGGCGAGCCCCUGGAACAUCAUGAUCAAGCACCGGCUGGUGCAGCGGCGCGGGCGGCGAUCCCAGAUGAUGACCAGCUUCACAGACCCCGUGGUCUCCAUGGACCUCCUGCGCGCCGUCCUGCAGCCCAGCAUCAACGAGGAGAUCCAGGCAGUCUUCGGCAAGUACAUGAAGUUUUUCCAAAAGGCGGCAGGGAACGUGCGCGAGAAUGUCGGCGAGGAUGUGGACACAGAGCAGCUCAUCCAAGAGACGUGUCGCAGCUGCCUGGAGCAGGCCAAGCUCCUGUUCUGCGAUGGGAAGAGACCGAUUGCAAGAGUUCCCCACGAAGUGCCAGCCAUCAAGCGGGCGAAGCCCCUGGAAGAUGAAGUGAGCCAGCAGGGGAGCCCCAUCCCCAAAAAGAGGAAGGGGAGACCGCCAGGACAGAGCCAGCCUGGUGACCGUGGUGCUUCAGGUGUCAGCACGACAAGCACACGAUGCAGAUUUGGCCACCUCCCAAGACCCCCCCUCUCUGCUUUCAGAGGGAAGAGUAAAUCCUGUGAACCAGUGCAGAGGGACGGUCCGAAGUGGGACCCCCUGCGCCUCACGGAGACCACGAGCUUCGUUCUUGGGUCAAGAGCAAACAAGGCCCUUGGGAUGGGGGGCACCAGAGGCAGGCUCUACAUCAAGCACCCCCACUUGUUCAAGUACGCGGCAGACCCCCAAGACAAGCACUGGCUGGCUCAGGAGCAGUACAUGAGGGCCACCGGAGGGAAGAUGGCCUACCUCCUGCUGGAGGAGGACAUCCAGGACCUGGCAGCCAGUGACGAGUACAGGGGUUCCCAGGAGCUGAAGCUUGACGAGCUGAAGCCCUUCACCAUCCCUUCCUGGAUGAUUGGGAAGAUGCAGAGAUACAUGAAGACGCUCCGCAGCGAAGGGGAGCAGCCGUUGCCGCAGCAACAGCCGCCCUCCCUGCCGGAGGAAAUGCGGGAGACUUAGACCAGGCCCGGCCAGCAAAUCCUGCCCCUCAUCUGCUCCUGGGAAGCCCGGGAUGGGGGGCAGCCUCCCCUCAGCCCUCUCCCUGCACAGGAUCCCACCAGGCGCCCCUCCGCUUUCCUGAUUGUAUAUUGGGAACCUUGUAUUUGCUUGUUGGAGGAUGUAGAAGGAAUAAAUGCCUCUGGUUGAA
Molecule: messenger RNA, 1308 nt
Organism: Pantherophis guttatus
Lineage: Eukaryota; Metazoa; Chordata; Lepidosauria; Squamata; Colubridae
Source: RefSeq, a predicted model, not a curated record